AUGAACUCGACUGGAAUUAGAACUCCGUUCAUUUUUCAUAUCUAUCUAUCUAUCUAUCUAUCUAUCUAUCUAUCUAUCUAUCUAUCUGUCUAUCUAUCUAUCUAUCUAUCAUCUUUUUAUAUCUAUCUAUCUAUCUAUCUAUCUAUCUAUCUAUCUAUCUAUUUCAGUCUGUUCAUAUCUAUCUAUCUAUCUAUCUAUCUAUCUAUCAGUCUGUCUCAGUCAUGUUCUUUCUUUCUUUCUCAGUCUUUUUAUAUCUAUCUAUCUAUCUAUCUAUCUAUCUAUCUAUCUAUCUAUCUAUUUCAGUCUGUUCAUAUCUAUCUAUCUAUCUAUCUAUCUAUCUAUCUAUCUGUCUCAGUCAUGUUCUUUCUUUCUUUCUUUAGUCUUUUAUAUCUAUCUAUCUAUCUAUCUAUCUAUCUAUCUAUCUAUCUCAGUCUGUUCAUAUCUAUCUAUCUUCCUAUCUAUCUAUCUAUCUAUUUCAGUCUGUUCAUAUCUAUCUAUCUAUCUAUCUAUCUAUCUAUCUAUCUCAGUCAUGUUCUUUCUUUCUUUCUUUCUCAGUCAUUUUCUAUCUAUCUAUCUAUCUAUCUAUUUCAGUCUGUUCAUAUCUAUCUAUCUAUCUAUCUAUCUCAGUCUGUUCAUAUCUAUCUAUCUAUCUAUCUAUCUAUCUCAGUCUGUUCAUAUCUAUCUAUCUAUCUAUCUCAGUCUGUUCAUAUCUAUCUAUCUAUCUAUCAGUCUGUCUCAGUCAUGUUCUUUCUUUUUUUCUCAGUCUUUUUCUAUCUAUCUAUCUCAGUCUGUUCAUAUCUAUCUAUCUAUCUAUUUCAGUCUGUUCAUAUCUAUCUAUCUAUCUAUCUAUCUAUCUAUCUAUCUAUCUCAUUCUGUUCAUAUCUAUCUAUCUAUCUAUCUAUCUAUCUAUCUAUCUAUCUGUUUAAUUCUGUUCAUAUCUAUCUAUCUAUCUAUCUAUCUAUCUAUCUAUCUAUCUAUCUCAUUCUGUUCAUAUCUAUCUAUCUAUCUAUCUAUCUAAUUCUGUUCAUAUCUAUCUAUCUAUCUAUCUAUCUAUCUAUCUAUCUAUCUAUCUAUCUAUCUCAGUCAUGUUCUUUCUUUCUUUCUCAGUCUUUUUAUAUCUAUCUAUCUAUUUCAGUCUGUUCAUAUCUAUCUAUCUAUCUAUCUAUCUAUCUAUCUAUCUAUCUAUCUAUUUCAGUCUGUUCAUAUCUAUCUAUCUAUCUAUCUAUCUAUCUAUCUAUCUAUCUAUCUCAGUCAUGUUCUUUCUUUCUCAGUCUUUUUAUAUCUAUCUAUCUAUCUAUCUAUCUAUCUAUCUAUCUAUCUAUUUCAGUCUGUUCAUAUCUAUCUUUCUAUCUAUCUAUCUAUUUCAGUCUGUUCAUAUCUAUCUAUCUAUCUAUCUAUCUAUCUAUCUAUCUAUCUAUCUAUCUAUCAGUCUGUCUCAGUCAUGUUCUUUCUUUCUUUCUCAGUCUUUUUAUAUCUAUCUAUCUAUCUAUCUAUCUAUCUAUCUAUCUAUCUAUCUAUCUAUCUAUCUAUUUCAGUCUGUUCAUAUCUAUCUAUCUAUCUAUCUAUCUAUCUAUCUAUCUAUCUAUCUAUCUGUCUCAGUCAUGUUCUUUCUUUCUUUCUCAGUCUUUUUAUAUCUAUCUAUCUAUCUAUCUAUCUAUCUAUCUAUCUAUCUCAGUCAUGUUCUUUCUUUUCUUUCUCAGUCUUUUUAUAUCUAUCUAUCUAUCUAUCUAUCUAUCUAUCUAUCUAUCUAUUUCAGUCUGUUCAUAUCUAUCUAUCUAUCUAUCUAUCUAUCUAUCUAUCUGUCUCAGUCAUGUUCUUUCUUUCUUUCUCAGUCUUUUUAUAUCUUAUCUAUCUAUCUAUCUAUCUAUCUCAGUCAUGUUCUUUCUUUCUUUCUCAGUCUUUUUAUAUCUAUCUAUCUAUCUAUCUAUCUAUCUAUCUAUCUAUCUAUUUCAGUCUGUUCAUAUCUAUCUAUCUAUCUAUCUAUCUAUCUAUCUGUCUCAGUCAUGUUCUUUCUUUCUUUCUCAGUCUUUUUAUAUCUAUCUAUCUAUCUAUCUAUCUAUCUAUCUAUCUCAGUCAUGUUCUUUCUUUCUUUCUCAGUCUUUUUAUAUCUAUCUAUCUAUCUAUCUAUCUAUCUAUCUAUCUAUCUAUCUCAGUCAUGUUCUUUCUUUCUUUCUCAGUCUUUUUAUAUCUAUCUAUCUAUGGAUAGAAACAUAA
Acanthosepion pharaonis is the source of this 2214-nucleotide messenger RNA. The record is from the annotation of a GenBank genome assembly. Lineage: Eukaryota; Metazoa; Mollusca; Cephalopoda; Sepiida; Sepiidae.